ACAACCGAUUUCGACUCUGUCUCCGUCUUCUACUCCAACUCCGAUGCCGACUCCGACUCUGAUUCCAACUCUAACUCCGAAUCUGAUUCCAACUCUGACUCCGACUCUGACUCCGACUCUGACUGCGACUCUGACUCCGACUCUGACUCCAACUCUGACUCCGACUCUGACUCCGACUCUGUCUCCGACUCUGACUCCAACUAUGACUCCGACUCUGACUCUGACUCUGACUCCGACUCUGACUCCGACUCUGACUCCGACUCUGACUCCAACUCUGACUCCGACUCUGACUCCGACUCUGACUCCGACUCUGACUCCGACUCUGACUCCAAAUCUGACUCCGACUCUGACUCCGACUCUGACUCCGACUCUGACUCCGACUCUGACUCCGACUCUGACUCCGACUCUGACUCCGACUCUGACUCCGACUCUGACUCCGACUCUGACUCCGACUCUGACUCCGACUCUGACUCCGACUCUGACUCCGACUCUGACUCCGACUCUGACUCCGACUCUGACUCCGACUCUGACUCCGACUCUGACUCCGACUCUGACUCCGACUCUGACUUCCAAUCUGACUCGCAAUCUGAUUCCAACUCUGACUCCGACUCUGACUCCGACUCUGACUCCGACUCUGACUCCGACUCUGACUCCGACUCUGACUCCGACUCUGACUCCGACUCUGACUCCGACUCUGACUCCGACUCUGACUUCAACUCUGACUCCGACUCUGACUCCGACUCUGACUCCGACUCUGACUCCGACUCUGACUCCGACUCUGACUCCAACUCUGACUCCGACUCUGACUCCGACUCUGACUCCGACUCUGACUCCGACUCUGACUCCGACUCUGACUCCGACUCUGACUUCCAAUCUGACUCGCAAUCUGAUUCCAACUCUGACUCCGACUCUGACUCCGACUCUGACUCCGACUCUGACUCCGACUCUGACUCCGACUCUGACUCCGACUCUGACUCCGACUCUGACUCCGACUCUGGCUCCAACUCUGACUCCGACUCUGACUCCGACUCUGACUCCGACUCUGACUCUGACUCUGACUCCGACUCUGACUCCGACUCUGACUCCAACUCUGACUCCGACUCUGACUCCGACUCUGACUCCGACUCUGACUCCAAAUCUGACUCCGACUCUGACUCCGACUCUGACUCCGACUCUGACUCCGACUCUGACUCCGACUCUGACUCCGAUUCUGACUCCGACUCUGACUCCGACUCUGACUCUGACUCCGACUCCAACUCUGACUCCGACUCCCACUCGGAAAAAAAACACGGUUUGGCAUUACUGCCGAAAGUUUUAAAUCAGUCCAGAAAAUUUAAUACUUUCGCAAGUGAGCCUAUCCUUGAGCGAUUCAGCAUUUUCCCUACUGAAUUCAAGCUCAUCUGA
Molecule: messenger RNA, 1404 nt
Organism: Ochlerotatus camptorhynchus
Lineage: Eukaryota; Metazoa; Arthropoda; Insecta; Diptera; Culicidae
Product: serine-aspartate repeat-containing protein F-like
Exons: 1
Source: RefSeq, a predicted model, not a curated record